Molecule: messenger RNA, 3381 nt
Organism: Amphiprion ocellaris (clown anemonefish)
Lineage: Eukaryota; Metazoa; Chordata; Actinopteri; Pomacentridae
Gene: csrnp2
Product: cysteine-serine-rich nuclear protein 2
Exons: 5
Coding region: 719-2422 (567 amino acids)
Biological process (GO): regulation of transcription by RNA polymerase II
Cellular component (GO): nucleus
Molecular function (GO): sequence-specific DNA binding; DNA-binding transcription factor activity, RNA polymerase II-specific
Source: RefSeq, a predicted model, not a curated record
AUUUCUUCCUCCAUUGUUACAUUGUAACAAACGGGGCCGGGGCCGAACCGGGGAGAAAGGAGGCGGCUUCUCCUGAGAAAUCCUACAACAUAUUUGACACCGAACCGAACCAGGCCGGUCCGGGUUUUUAAAGCGAGAAGACGGAGAAGUUGAAGCCCAGCCGAGAGAAGCCGCCCCGGUGAGGAGAAGGAUAAACGAACACAGAUGUCAGCGGAUUUCUCCAUUACUCCUAUUUCACAUCAGGAGAAUAAGACAUUUACAUUAUCUAUGCUGCACUAAAAAAACAAAAACAAACAAAAAAAAACUAAAAAAUGUUGGGAAAUAAAUCGCAGCUCCACCAUCUGACGCCCCGUCCGUCCUUUUAAACAGAUCAGGCAUGCAGCAUUUAAAUCAAACCCGCCGGUCGAACAGACAUCUCCCGUUUUCUUCGCGAUCCCUUCAGUGUGCAGAACAAUGAGCAUGAAGCCUAAGUAGCCCAAUACUAGCCAGACAGAAAGUGUUGCAGAUUGACAAUCCGGCAAGAUCACUUUGGGUCACCGUCGCUCCACGGUUUGCAGCCUGGAUUCAUCGGGGUUUGUGGCUCAGGAAAAAAAAGAAAAAAAGAAAAGCAGCUCACAGGGCGUUUAAAGAUUGAUGUGCAGCUCCGAUUGGGAAGAGAAACGACCUGCGAGUUGGUUGGAAUAAGGGUCCCUGUUUCUGCCGCAGACACCAAGUUUCCAUGGAGGCAGGUUCGUCCCUCAGCCUCAAACGACGAUAUGAAGAGGUGGACAACAGCUCUCCAUUCUCCACACCCAAGGACUCUGACGAUGACAUCUCCAGCAGUGACAGCGCUGACAGCUGUGACAGCCUCAACCCCCCCUCCAGCUCCGCUUUUACCCGUAAGGAACAGCAGGAGACACACGUUAAAGCCACCUCCAUCCUCAGACAGCACAAGCCGUCUCCAGGGGGUAAGCGGGUGCGUUUCGAUGUGGUGACGGUGUAUUACUUCCCCCGGCGGCAGGGCUUCACCAGCGUGCCCAGCCAAGGGGGCAGCUCGCUGGGCAUGGCCCGCCACCACUCCUCCAUCAGACACUACACGCUGGGAGAGUUUGCGCGUGAACAGGAAACCAGCCACCGGCACACUUUGCGGCAACACCUGCGCCAGGAGAAGCUCAAUGCUCGCAAGAUGAAGCUGACGAGGAACGGCACGGUGGAGUGCGCUCAGGCAGACCUACUGACUCUGGAGGACGUGUCAGACGAGGACCUGGACGUGGACGGCGUGGAGGUGGACGACUGCUUCUUCCUUCAGCCGCUGCCCACCAAGCGGCGUCGGGCCCUGCUGCGAGCCUCUGGCAUCGCCCGCAUAGAUGCGAGAGAGAAAACCGAGCUCAGAGCCAUCCGCCUCUCUCGGGAGGAAUGCGGCUGCGAUUGCCGUUUGUACUGUGACCCUCGGCACUGCGGCUGCAGCCAGGCCGGUAUUAAGUGCCAGGUGGAUCGAAUGUCUUUCCCAUGUGGCUGCUCUAGAGACGGCUGCGGCAACGUAGCAGGUCGCAUCGAGUUCAACCCUCUCCGAGUCAGAACGCACUACCUGCACACCAUCAUGAAGCUGGACUUGGAGAAAAGGAGGAUGCUGAUACAAGGAACUGGGGACCAGUAUGCUGAAUCUGACCCAACGUCUUCCCCCUCCUCCACCUGCCCCACCUCCCCGGACCUAUCUUCUGUGGCUGGCCUGGACUCUGAGCUAGAGGAAAGCGAGGUGCACUCAGUCGUGGAGGUUCAAGAUCUCCUGGCAGAGCAGGAUAUUCUGGAGCAAGAGAACGAGACAGCUGUGCUGCACCUGCAGAGCGCAGAGGAGCAGGAGAGGAGGGAGAGGGAGGAGGCUGAAGGGGAAACGGUGCAGCCAGAGCUGAGCACUGCUGGUCUCACAGAGCAGCCUCUCUGCCUCCUACCCCGUGCCUUGGGAGGGCAGAUACCUGAGCAGGUGCAGGUGCCCGGGGUGGAGCAGGUCCUCCUCCAAGGACCUUUCCCCACAGGUGCUACGGUGUUGUGCAUCACUGACAACCAGGAGGAGAGCCCCUCUGACCUCCUCAAAGACUCCACUUCUCUGCUCUACUAUCAGCUCAGUCCCAUAGAGCCUGCGGCCUUUCAAACGCUGCCCAAAGCAGAGGAGGAGGAGCAGGUGAGGGAACUUGAUGCUGGAGGAGAUGAGUUUGUGGAGAGGAAACAAGAUGGAGGAGGGGAGAUAAAGAAUGACAAACAUGAAGACAACACCUUCAGGCAGAGUUUGGGCAAGCCUUUGACCAAUGUGAUCCUGUGCUCAGAGGAAUGUGUGGCAGUAGUGAAGGAGACGCCCCCCAGUCCUCAACCUAUCCUCCCAGAAGAGCAGCGCCAAGAAGAGUCCUGCUUGGAGAAAAACGUCGUUCCACUGCCUCCUGAAGUUUAGUACUAGCUUCUCUGCAGAUAUUUUGCACAAUAGCUUCAUCUAAGAUGAGUAAAUUACACAUUUCACAUUUAUUACUGCUAUUAAGAAGAAUGACUACAGGUUGCAAUCUCUUAUAGUGACUGUCAUUGAAUUAUGUGGAGAAUGAGCUUGAGUGUUACAACACAACAGGGGAGGAGAGAUGCUGAAAGCACAUACAGAUCACUCCCCAGAAGUGUAAUAUGGAUGCAGUUAAAAGGCGAACUUGUACGUAAUUCUGUCGGGGAUGAUGACUGCGGCCUUAAUGGAAAAACAUGAAAACACUUGUAUGUAGGAGUUAAUGAGAAGUACAGCAAGUAGUGCUUUGUAAUUUCCAGCGCAGCAAACAGAAAACACAGUGUGUGAAUGCUGACAUAAGCCUUUUGUUUGGUGGUGCAUAAAACUAUCAACACUAAACACAAGUUGAUUCGCAGUGCGCAAGCAGCCGGUGUAUUUACCGGCUCGCUUUCCAUUACAGCAGACUCGUGCUGUAUUCAAGCCAAAUGAAGGCCUCUGAUCGUAUCCUCCGCUGAACAUACACCUAAUAAUCCUGGAAAUACUUGUUUUUGUGUACUGUAUAUGCAUUUGCAAUGUGCAAGACAGAGCUGAGGUUGCUGCUUUUUGGAGCUGUAUGCACAUUGUGAACUGAGGCAGCAGGUGUUGUGACCCUGCAGCACUGAGACCUGAAGGUAAACCAACACUGAGCAGCAGAUUAGCACUGACCUUAGCUGCUGCUCUUGCUCACCUUUGACUGCUCGUACAAAUGCAGUCGAUUUGUCAAAAAGAAGAAAGAAAAAAAACUUUACCUGUAGUUGCAAUGCCUAUGAUAUUAUUAUUUCUUUGAGUAAUGUGUCUUUUGUGGAUUAGAUACUGUUGGUUUUGAAGCUGAGGUCCUUGCAGUCGUUUUAUUUUGGGGGGGAAUGAAAGGAAAUGUUUCUUUCAUA